This is a messenger RNA of Dissoconium aciculare CBS 342.82, 802 nucleotides long. RefSeq lists its product as uncharacterized. NCBI's taxonomy places the organism in Eukaryota, Fungi, Ascomycota, Dothideomycetes, Mycosphaerellales, Dissoconiaceae. Bases 482 to 703 code for a protein of 73 amino acids. The record is from RefSeq and is a predicted model, not a curated record. The transcript has a single exon.
CGGCGCUUCGCCGCACUGCCUGUCCCGUUUUGUGUAUGCUCGCUGGGCAGUCGUUUUGCACUCACUAUGCGGCUUCUCAACGUGUACGCUUUCGCAUUCUGUGAUUCCUUCGGACAGACCCCCCGCCUUACGCGAUCGCCUCGCCUCGACGGAUCGCUAGGACCGAAGCGAUGUGGGAAGACGUACAGGAGAGGAAAGAGCUGGACACGGCAGGGUAUCGCAAGGUAAAAGGGUUUUUAGCGUACGUGAGAGCGUAUCUGCCGCUAGUAAAAAGGUUAUAGAUCGAUACAUGCUGCAUCAAGCAAAACAACGAGCGCGAGGCAUUAACGGCGAUCAAUUCCAUGUUCCGAUAAUAUCAAGAAGCGGAGGUGUGUCUGGCAUACCUGGAGGAUGUCCCGACAGUGCGCGACAUGGACGCUUUUGAGCGGAGCGGCGGGGCUGGACGUUGCAAGAGCUGCUUGCACCCGGCUUAGUGGUGUUCAUGUCGCGGCACUGGCAGAUGCUUGGCCAUAAAGGACACAGCAGUCACGGACGGAGCGGCAUGUCGAUGCAGACCGGCCCGCUGCUGGAAGAUCAGAUAGCAAAAAUCACCAGUGUCGCGAUCAUUCCGCGAGCCGUGCUGCAUCGCUACGAUGGAAGCGAGCAGAUCAGCGCCGAAGAGAAGCUGACGUGGGCCGACGAUCGAGCGACGCUACACGGAUAGGACCUGUCGCACUGUCUCUUCGGCAUUCUCGGAGUUAGCAUGAACAUCCGCUAUGGCGAGGGCAAGGAACGCAGGCGGGAACGUCUGUUACAUAAAGUU